Molecule: messenger RNA, 618 nt
Organism: Pyrus x bretschneideri (Chinese white pear)
Lineage: Eukaryota; Viridiplantae; Streptophyta; Magnoliopsida; Rosales; Rosaceae
Exons: 3
Coding region: 1-618 (205 amino acids)
Source: RefSeq, a predicted model, not a curated record
AUGAUUGUUGCGUGGAUUAUCAACUCCAUUGAUUCAGAAAUUUCUGAUAGUAUCCUCUACAUGACUGAUGCUCAUGCAAUUUGGGAGGAAUUGCGAGAGCGUUUUUCACAAAGCAAUGCUCCUCAUAUUUUCCAGUUACAACGGGACAUCGUUUCUCUUACUCAAGACCAACUUUCAGUUGCUGCGUACUACACAAAGUUGAAGAAAUUGUGGGAUGAAUUAGCGCCUUACAGUGACUCCAUUUCCUGCACAUGUGGAGCGCAGAAUGAAAGGAACAAGUUGAUGCAGUUUCUUAUGGGCCUCAAUGAGUGCUAUGGUGCCAUUCGACGACAACUUCAUGGAUAUCCACCGGGGCAUCGUCUUCACAAAGUCAAGCCUCAAAAAGGAAGCAAGCCUUCUAAAAAGGAAGGCAGCUCUUUUUCUUCAGUGAAUCAAGUUUCCGAAUGUGCCACUUUGGAGGAGAUGAAGUCGGUGAUGUCCGGGUUAUCUAACAACCAAUUCCAGCAAAUCCUUCACAUAAUGAAUAAUAAAGGACGUGAUGCAUCCGUUCCUCCAAAAGCUAAUGUCGUUGCCAUGAAGGCAGGACUUGACGACGAAGACGGUGAUUGGUUUGGGUAA